Acaulospora morrowiae is the source of this 909-nucleotide messenger RNA. The record is from the annotation of a GenBank genome assembly. Lineage: Eukaryota; Fungi; Glomeromycota; Glomeromycetes; Diversisporales; Acaulosporaceae.
AUGGCGGCGGAAGCAAGAAAAGCUUUGGAGGCUUUAAUGGGUGCUGAAGCUUUAGGGGGGGUUCCUGAUCAUAUGAGAUACGAUGAUGAGAAAAAAAUGGAUCUCGGAUCAUGUCCCAAAAUUCAUUCGGAACGACUGAAAUCAGAAUAUGAAGAAGCAAAAAAAAGGAAAGAAAAUGACUUUGACGCCGAGUUUGAGCGUAACCUAGCGAAUUUUGUGUCAGAUUGUGAUCGUAAGAUUGCGAGUGCGCAAAAACGAUUGGACAAAACACCAGAGGAUAGCGCAAAGGCCACACAAUUGUUAAAAGAAAUCGAGAAUUUGGUAGUAGAGAUAUCUGAAUUAACUAAAGAAGUGGAGGUUCUUGGAGAGCAAGGCAAGGUCACCGAAUCGAUCAAGCUACUUCAAGAUGUUGAAGCGAAGAAAGCGGCCAAGAUUGAAAAAGAGAAAGAGCUGAAAAAUUCAUCCGAAAGUGGUGGUGGCCCUUCUCAACAACAAAAGUUGCGCGUUUGCGAAGUGUGUAGCGCCUAUUUGUCGAUAUUUGAUUCAGAUCGACGCCUGGCCGAUCACUUUGGUGGAAAGAUGCACCUAGGUUACUUGAAAAUCAGGGAUCUAUUGAAAGAGCUCAAAGGAAAAAAUAAGGAUCGCGAGAACGAAGUUAUGACCGAGAUAGACAUCGAGAUCAUCGUAGCGGGAGAUUUGAUCAUGAUCGUCGAUCUUCGUACGACAGGCGCUCGAGGACAAGAUCACCCGAGAGACGCAGCGGCUACGGAAGAAGACGUUCACGAAGUCCUCGAAGAAGGCACUGAAAUUUUAUUAGAGUCACACAGACAUUUAAAUAUCAUUUGCUUUGAAAAUUGUCAUUAUUUCACGCAAUUUUAUGUAUUCAUGGAUUUUCGAAGUUUAGGAUAG